Molecule: messenger RNA, 4904 nt
Organism: Ictalurus punctatus (channel catfish)
Lineage: Eukaryota; Metazoa; Chordata; Actinopteri; Siluriformes; Ictaluridae
Gene: skic2
Product: SKI2 subunit of superkiller complex
Exons: 29
Coding region: 95-3841 (1248 amino acids)
Biological process (GO): nuclear-transcribed mRNA catabolic process, 3'-5' exonucleolytic nonsense-mediated decay
Cellular component (GO): Ski complex
Molecular function (GO): RNA helicase activity; ATP binding; RNA binding
Source: RefSeq, a predicted model, not a curated record
UUAACGUACUUUGAAAACGAACUUCCUGGGCUCACUUCCUGUUCGUGCGUCGUUUGUUUUCUGCAACUUCAGUGACUGAGAGCAGCAGUUUGGGAUGGAGAAGAUAGACUUGCCAGCCCCUGGUCCUGAUGAUCUUCCCCUGGCCCUGCUGGAGAUGGGCUGUUCAGGGAGGUUUGAGUUCCUCACACACCCACAGCCCAGACACACACCCUUCCCUGCACAGAGCACGCUUCCUCAUGGGCUUCCUCCAUUCAGUCUGGACCUGAAGAUGGAGGUAGAGAAACGUUUCCUGCGGGAUCCCGCGUGGAUGCCCAUACAUGAUACAACAGACGCCUUCCAGAAGUUUCUUAAACUGACUAAAAAGGACAGACAAGUGGACUCACUGUUGCAGUGUUCGUUGUCUCCUCUGCACUCGGGCCUGUCUGUAGUGAGAGAUCCCACCACUGGCAUGCUGUUGGAUUUCACAGAGGUGUUACUGGAGCACACCGGCUUGUCGGCGAAGAACUCUUUAUCCAUGCAACGGCAGCCUGGACCUCCAUCUGAGAGCCUGAGAGGCAGCAACACCAACUACCCCUUCCUACCAGGUGGUAUGGAGGAGCUGACGUUAGAGCAGAUAAAGGAAAAGUCCGAGUUGGAGGAGGACAUUGACUUUGAGAAUGAUUUACUGACGGUGCCUCCGGGGCUGAAAACCGGCAUGAACUUCAGUAACAAAGAAGCCAAAACUACAAAAGGAGACGUGAACCUGCUGUCCCUGCUAUCUACGUUUGAUGAUAUAAUCGAACCUGUGCCCGAGGAGAAAGAGAGAGGCUCAGGAAGUGCAGAGGAGUCCAAACUCCACAGAACGAACAGCCUCGAGGAUCUGGGCAUUAAGGACACGCUGCCAUCUCCUGCUCCCGCUGCAGCUUCACCGAGCAAGACAGACGGAGGAAUACAGAAAAGCAGGGAAGAGAAGAAGGAAAGGAAGUGGGCUGUGCCUGUGGACAUCAAAUCUCCAUGUGAGGAUUUCUACAAACGCAUCCCCGAUCCUGCUUUUAAGUAUCCGUUUGAGCUGGACGUGUUUCAGAAGCAGGCUAUCCUCAGGCUCGAGGCUCACGACUCGGUGUUUGUGGCUGCUCACACCUCGGCGGGCAAGACUGUGGUGGCCGAGUACGCCAUAGCGCUCUCGCAAAAACACAUGACCAGAACCAUCUACACGUCCCCCAUUAAAGCUUUGUCCAAUCAGAAAUUCCGCGACUUUAAGAACACAUUUGGUGACGUCGGGCUUUUGACUGGAGAUGUUCAGCUAAACCCUGAGGCCUCCUGUCUCAUCAUGACCACUGAAAUAUUGAGGUCUAUGUUGUAUAACGGAUCAGAGGUCAUUCGGGACCUGGAGUGGGUAAUAUUCGACGAGGUUCAUUACAUCAAUGAUGCAGAGCGGGGGGUUGUGUGGGAGGAAGUGCUCAUCAUGCUGCCUGAACAUGUUGGCAUUAUUUUGCUCAGUGCUACAGUGCCCAAUGCAGUGGAGUUCAGCGAAUGGAUCGGGCGUAUCAAGAAGAGGCCGAUCUACGUGGUCAGUACGGUGAAGAGGCCGGUGCCACUUGAGCACUUCCUCUACACAGGGAACAGCACCAAGACCCAGAAAGAGCUCUUCCUCCUGCUGGAUGCUACUGGAGCUUUCCUCACCAAAGGGUACUACGCAGCUGUGGAGGCUAAAAAGGAGCGCACCAGUAAACAUGCCCAGUCUUUUGGUACGAAGAAGGCAUCACAGAACACCACACCAAAUCAGGACCGGGCCAUAUGGCAGACGCUGCUCAACUUCCUGUCAGAGAGGCAGCAGACUCCGGUGGUGGCGUUCACCUUCUCGCGCACACGCUGUGACGACAACGCUCGCUCGCUCACCUCUCUGGACCUGACCAGCUCGGUGGAGAAGAACGAGAUCCACUCCUUCUUCCAUAAGAGUCUGAGCAGGCUGAGAGGAGGAGACCGACAGCUCCCUCAGGUCCUGCUGAUGAGGGACUUGCUGAAGAGAGGCGUUGCCGUGCACCACAGCGGCAUCCUGCCGAUCCUGAAGGAGGUCAUCGAAAUGCUUUUCUCUAGAGGCCUUGUAAAAGUUCUAUUCGCCACCGAAACGUUUGCGAUGGGUGUGAACAUGCCGGCCAGGACCGUGGUGUUCGACAGCAUCCGCAAACACGAUGGAACUGGAUUCAGAAACCUUCAUCCUGGUGAGUACAUACAGAUGGCGGGGAGAGCAGGCAGAAGAGGCCUGGAUGCUACAGGCACGGUCAUCAUCCUCUGCAAGACUGGAGUUCACGAAAUGGCGGACCUGCACACCAUGAUGCUGGGAAAGCCGACGUUGCUGCAGUCCCAGUUCAGGCUGACUUACACCAUGAUCCUCAACCUGCUGCGAGUCGAGGCCCUCCGAGUCACCGACAUGAUGCGCAGGAGCUUCUCCGAGAACCACAGGGACACGCAGACUAAUGAGAGGAGGAUAUCCGAGUUGAAAAGUGAGCUUUCCUCUCUCCCACCUCUUGACACAGAGGGUCAGUUAUCUGAUCUGCUCUCAUAUUACCACACUUUGACAGAGCUACGCAUUACAACAGAAGCCCUGCAGCAAGCAGUGAUGGAGUCGGUGAACGGAAUGAAGGCCUUGUCAGUGGGACGGGUCGUCCUGGUCAACAACGCUCAGCACUUCAACGCCCUGGCUGUCCUCUUACAGGUGUCCACUGACUCGGUGAAUCGGACGUUCACUGCCCUCAUCAUUUGUGAGAAAGGCAACGAAGAAGCAGCAGGACCCGUUCAGAACAACCGGGUGUUCACACACCUUCACGACACCAGCCUUUUCACCCCAGAGGGUCCCUGCAGUCACACGGUGCAGAAGCUGAAGCCGCAGGACAUUUCUGCAAUCACAGUUAAGACCCUGAAAGUCAUCCCAGAGAGGAUUAUCGAUAACUAUAACAAGAGACAACAGCCCCGCUUCAGACUGGAUCCACCUGGUCAAGCCAUUUCCACUGCAACUCAGGAGCUCCUGCGAUUGGCCGAGGCCAACCAGAACGGCAUCGCGACCCUCGACCCCGUGAAUGACCUCCACCUGAAGGGUGUGGAUGUGGUGGAGGGUGUGAUGAGGCAGCGAGUCCUUCAGGACAGCCUCAAAGACUUCCACUGCACCCACUCACCCACCUUCACAGAGCAGUUUGCACGUGUGCAGGAGCGGAUGAAACUGCAGGAAGAGCUGGACAAACUGCUGUACUUGAUCUCGGAUCAGUCACUGACUCUGCUGCCUGAGUACCACCAGAGGAUUAAGGUCCUGGAGGCUCUGAACUACAUCGACGGUAGCGGAGCGGUGCAGCUGAAGGGUCGAGUGGCAUGUCAGAUCAGCAGUCAUGAGCUCCUUCUCACAGAGCUGCUGUUUGAGAACACGCUGAGUCCUCUGGCCCCGGAGGAGAGCGCCGCCCUGCUGUCCUGCCUCGUGUUCACACAGAACACUCAGAUAGAACCGCACAUCCCCAACACAAUCCAAGAGGCGAUCGAUCGGGUGCUGGGCGUGGCUCAGCGUAUCGGGGAGCUACAGCGCGACUGCGGCCUCGCUCAGACCACCGAAGACUUCGUGUCCCAGCUUAAGUUUGGCCUGACUGAGGUGGUGUACUGCUGGGCCAGAGGAAUGCCCUUUGCGGAGAUCGCCCAGCUGACAGACGUGCAGGAAGGGACGGUGGUGCGCUGCAUUCAGAGACUGGACGAAGUCCUGAAGGAGGUUAGACAAGCGGCCCGAAUCGUAGGUGAUUCGGUUUUGGGCAGCAAGAUGGAGAGAGCAUCGCUGGCCAUUCGCAGAGACAUUGUCUUCACGGCGUCUCUUUACACGCACUGAGCGAGUGCGUGCUUCAGGGAUGGCUGUGUGUGUGUGUUUACAUAAAGAUCCACAUGCACUGUUGAAGGAGAAACGGAGAAAAGAAGAAAAUCGUUUUCCAUCUGUACUUAUUAAAGAUGGCACCUCAGAGCAACGAAGACAGCUGAAGAUGAAGACUAAAUCCAUAUGAUUACAGGUUUGAAGUGGGUCCAGACAUGUUUACAUUUUGUAUGUGUCUGUCUGUGAUAGAGUAACGCAGUGAUGUCUGAUGAAUUGGAAGUCAAAGACAAAGCCGGUCAUGGCCUGUAAUUUAUUGUACAGUAUUAAAACCCACUGUAUCUAAAAGGAGCGAUUAGUCCUCUCCACAGCACUACAUGUCAACUCUAGUAAAACGAAUACAGCUAGGUGACGGGGCUCCUAAUGAACAUUACACGGACUGUCUUAUAAAGUGAAAUCUCACUUUAAAAAAAUAAAUAAAUAAAAAAAAGACAGUGAUUUAAGGAUGCAACUGAAAUUGAUUAUUCAUGAAUUUACAGCACACGAUAUUCUCUGUCAUGACAGUGCAGUAGAAAUUGCUCUUAAGCCUUCUAAACUAGCACUUUCUCUGAUCACGUAGCAGCUUUUCACAGAACGCCCUGCAACACAAAUCCAUCGGUGUAGCGUAACGUUACGCUCGGAUCGAUUUCGCAAUUCCUCGUCGUCACACUUUACUUCCAUACCUAGUACACCGUCACACUCCUAAUAAUCAUGUUAUUCAUCAUCGUUUUUUUUUUUUUCUUUCGUACAGCAAUAUUCUUGGCCGGCGAAACAGUCCGAGACGUGCUAGCUCGUCUCUGUCAACAUCAAUAUGCAUUUAGAUGAGCUGUAUUAUAAUUGUCAGAUCACAGAUGCAUGUAGUGUGCAUGUUUGCUGACUCCCCCCGCUUUCGGCAGAGAUUCUUUUCUGAAAUUGAAAUCUUUUUUUUUUUUUUGAAAGCAGCUGUAACCCACUAAUGUUCCUAGACAGUAUAUCGGCGAGCUAACGUGACUUCACUCAAUACUAGACAAGUUAAUUUCAAUAAACCUUUUACAAGAAUACACAUGAA